UUUGUAUUUGUUUAUUGUCAUCUCUGGAGUAUUUACGGAAGGACGCAUAAUAACAAAGAAUAGUAAACAUUUAAAUUGGACAUAUAUUCAAGAGUAGAAAUGGCAGAAAUGGAAUGCCAAAGUAUUAAAAUGUCUAUCAGCGAGGAAGCACAAACGGUAACCCGUAAGGAAUGUGGAAAGAGAGGACGGAAACCUGGAAGAAAGACAUCGACAGAAAAAUUGGAUAUAAAAGCCAAACUGGAACGCAGCCGACAAAGUGCUAGGGAAUGCCGGGCACGGAAGAAGCUGCGCUACCAGUACCUUGAGGAAUUAGUUGCGGAUAGGGAGAAAGCCGUUGUUGCAUUGCGUGCUGAACUGGAGCGCGUCGCUAAUACAAUGGAAUAGACAAUUGAAUGAAAACGUCAUACCAAAUAACAAUGACCAGUUGCUUCAGGAUAUCGGCAUUCUUAAACAAGAAUAGCAUACAUGUACUUUCCUUUUUCCCAAAAUAAAAGUUAAUUUGUUCUCUUAUAAUAAUAAAUAUACUGAUAAGUCUA
Molecule: messenger RNA, 536 nt
Organism: Drosophila kikkawai
Lineage: Eukaryota; Metazoa; Arthropoda; Insecta; Diptera; Drosophilidae
Gene: REPTOR-BP
Product: REPTOR-binding partner
Biological process (GO): regulation of DNA-templated transcription
Cellular component (GO): nucleus
Molecular function (GO): DNA-binding transcription factor activity
Source: RefSeq, a predicted model, not a curated record